Cotesia congregata is the source of this 2073-nucleotide messenger RNA. The record is from the annotation of a GenBank genome assembly. NCBI's taxonomy places the organism in Eukaryota, Metazoa, Arthropoda, Insecta, Hymenoptera, Braconidae.
CAAUACAAAACGCAGUUUCAAGAGUGGAUUAACCAGCAAUGCAAUACAGAGUUCAACGAUGUAGAUAUGGAGCUUGAAGAACUUCCGGAGAAAAACAAAAUUAAUGAUAAAGAUAAAGUUAAAGCACCUGUUGAAGAACCUAAAAAAGUCCCUAAAAUUUAUUACGGAUCAAGAACUCACCGGCAGAUUUCUCAAGUGAUAAAGGAACUUCGAAGGACUGCAUAUUCAAACGCUAAAAUGACAAUAUUAAGCAGUAGAGAAUUCACAUGCAUCCAGACUUCGAAUAGAAACAAGACUGAGCUGUGCAAUGAUUUAUUAGACCCAAUUAAGAAGCAGGGAUGUCCCUUUUAUAAUGAAUCAAAUAAACGUGUCUUAUCAACUUACAAAAGUUUAGACAGAUCGACGAUACCACAACCCUGGGAUAUUGAAGAGUUGGUGGAAGUAGGAAAGGAAUAUGGCUGCUGUCCGUAUUUUGCAGCGAGAAAUCUUUUGCCAGAAGCUGAUAUUAUUUUUUGUCCGUACAAUUAUUUAAUUGAUCCGAAUAUUCGAAAGAGUAUGCAAAUUUCGCUAAAAGAUGAAAUAGUUAUAUUGGAUGAAGCUCAUAAUAUCGAAGACAUUUGCCGAGACAGUGCCAGCGAUACAUUUAGAGUUGAUGAAUUGAUGGAAGUUAUUAAAGAGUGUGAGCACUUGAUAACGAACGUUGCAAAGGAUAAAAUUCCUCAGUAUGCGCCUGACGGUAAAAGUGACCAAUUGACAAGUAAAUUUUGGAGUAGCCGCGAGCUUUUGGAGUUAAUGAGUGUUAAUAAAUUAGAAAGACAGAAUCAUUACCAAUACAAAAAAGCUGCUUUGGAAGCCAUCGAAAAACACAAUGAGGCAAAAGAAAAAUCCCGUGAGCAACCUAACCCACACGCAGAUCCUAAAAAGCUAGUUUCAGAUCCUACAAUAUCGCCUAAUACUGUUCGUGUUCUCGAGAGACUUAAUUUAGCUAUCGAUAUGCUGACGUCAGACCAGUUUUCAUCCGAUUUCCGAGCACUAAUAAGAGAAGUUCCGGAAAGAUUUUGUCAAAAAAUAAUAACAAGAUCACCAAGUGCCAGUCAAAAACCUCGAAAUCAACGAAUUCGAAUGCUUGAUUUACUGUGUAUGAAUCCAGCAGUAGUAUUUUCACCACUAGCUAAUUCAGCUCGAUCAAUAAUCCUAGCAUCUGGUACAUUAUCACCGACAUCUUCAUUCUCCAGUGAAUUGAACACUAAAUUUUCGCACAUGCUCCACGCAAAUCAUGUAAUACCUAAAGAGCAAGUUCUCGUAAAAGCAAUUAGUCAAGGGCCAAAUAAUGUUGCCCUUCGCGCAACUUACGCGAAUGUUAACACUUGGAGAUUUCAAGAUGAGCUGGGACAAGUUCUUCUCGACGUAUGCCAAACAGUGCCUUUUGGAGUUUUAUGUUUUUUCUCGUCGUACACAGCAAUGAAAACAUUAACUGAUAGAUGGUGGCAAAACGGCGUGAUGACUAAGUUACAUCAGUGCAAACGCAUCCUGGAAGAACCACGUGUCAGUAAAGAUUUAUCAGAAGUAAUGCGCGAGUACCGUUCAAUAAUCAGACAAUGUGAAGAAGGUACCAUAGAAGACAGUAGGAUAACCGGCGUAAUUCUUUUCGCCGUCUUUCGUGGUAAAGUUGCCGAAGGAAUUGACUUCAGUGAUAACGAAGCACGCUGUGUCAUCACCAUUGGGAUCCCUUACGCCGUGAGAAAUGAUCCAGCGGUUGAACUCAAGCUUGCUUACAAUGAUUUUCACACCAAGGAAAGAAAAUUACUCCGCGGAACUGAAUGGUAUGCUGUUCAAGCUUUCCGAGCUUUGAAUCAAGCUCUUGGAAGGUGUAUUAGGCAUAAAGGCGAUUGGGGCGCCAUAUUAUUAAUUGAUGACAGAUUUCUGUUACCUCAAAAUCAAAGCUAUCUUCCUAAUUGGGUCAAGUCUAUGUGGAGCAAUCGCUCUAAAGACUAUAAUCUCCGUGAAAAUUUAAAACAGUUCGUCAGUCAAAGGACUAAGGCUGAUAAUGAACGUAAGAUGUUAGCAGAUUAA